Messenger RNA from Brachypodium distachyon (stiff brome), 2065 nucleotides. RefSeq names its product protein ZINC INDUCED FACILITATOR-LIKE 1. NCBI's taxonomy places the organism in Eukaryota, Viridiplantae, Streptophyta, Magnoliopsida, Poales, Poaceae. The record is from RefSeq and is a predicted model, not a curated record. Gene Ontology annotation, biological process: transmembrane transport. Gene Ontology annotation, molecular function: transmembrane transporter activity. The transcript has 17 exons. Bases 314 to 1807 code for a protein of 497 amino acids.
GAAUCAGUUAAUUAAUUAGAAUUCAGUCAACAAGAGCAACUGGUGAGAUCACAGUGUCCUCACGACACGAGCUGAGCUGAGAAGAAAUCUCAUCUCACAAAAAGCGGCAAACUUUUUGCUGCCCCUGACGACAGAGACGUACAUACUUUUACUAUACGCCUAGCUUGCAUUUGCAUUUUGCAUACAUAUAUAAAACGGCCAGUAUAGCAGUACUGCAAUUUAAACAGCAGAUAGAGCUUAGAGCUUAGCUGCACUAGUUGACUGACACUUACUGCAGCCUGCCAGAGAAAGCAAAGCAAUAUCAGUAGUCAAAAUGGGUGACACCACUACCAGGAACCGGACUUACCCUGCGUGCAGCGAGGACGACGACGCCGGCGAGAGGUCGCCAGCAUCGGAAGAACAAGUUUUGUACUACGAGGGCUGCCCCGGCUGCGUCAUGGAUCGAAAGAAGGAGAGGAGCACUGGGACGCCGUACAUGGAGUUCUUCUAUGUCGGGGUCACCACCUUCGCCUCCGCUUUACCAAUAUCAUCACUCUAUCCCUUCUUGUAUUUCAUGAUAGAAGACAUGCGUGUGGCAAAAAACGAACAAGACAUUGGAUUCUAUGCUGGUUUUCUUGGUGCAUCAUACAUGAUCGGCAGAUGUUUUGCCUCACUAUUUUGGGGUGUGGUGGCAGACCGUAUAGGGAGAAAACCUAUCAUCGCAUUCUCCAUGUUCACAGUGGUCAUAUUUAACACUCUGUUUGGACUGAGUGUAAAAUACUGGAUGGCAAUUACCACAAGGUUGCUUCUUGGUUCUCUAAAUGGCAUGCUUGCGCCAAUAAAGGCUUAUUCAGUUGAAGUUUGUCGGCCUGAACAUCAUGCUCUAGGAUUAUCAGUUGUAAGCACAGGUUGGGGCAUAGGUCUUGUUGCUGGUCCAGCCAUUGGAGGCUACUUAGCACAGCCUGCAAAGCAAUAUCCAAAUCUAUUUUCUGAGAAGUCAAUUUUUGGGAGGUUUCCCUAUUUCUUGCCCUGCCUUAUUAUUUCACUGGUCGCCCUUGCUGUUCUAAUAAGCUGCAUAUGGCUACCGGAGACACUUCAUAUGCAUAAAAACUUAGAAAGGGAAGUAGAAAUGGUUGACGGUUCAACAGCUGCUCCACAUAGAGAAGCUCCGCAUAAAGAGAAGAGUAUAUACAAGAACUGGCCAUUGAUGUCUGCUAUACUUGCGUACUGUGUUUUCACCCUUAAUGAUACAGCAUACAGUGAGAUACUUUCCUUGUGGGCUGUAAGUGACAGAAAGUAUGGGGGACUAAGCUUACCAUCUAAAGAUGUCGGCCAAAUUCUUGCAGUUUCAGGUGCUGGUCUUCUUAUGUAUCAACUGUUCAUGUAUAGACAUGUUCAUAGAUAUCUCGGAUCUAUCAUUUCAUCCCGUAUUGCAGCUGCUCUAUCCAUACCACUCAUUGCUGCUUUCCCCUUCAUGACACACCUAUCAGGGACUAGACUUGGAUUAGCUAUUUAUUUUGCUGCCGCUAUAAAGGGUGCUUUAGCUACAACCAUCUUGACAGGCACCUGUAUUCUUCAAAAUAGUGCCGUGUCACAAAGUCAAAGAGGUGCUGCAAAUGGCAUAUCUACGACUGCAAUGUCCCUCUUUAAGGCUAUUGCUCCAGCAGGAGCAGGUGUUCUGUUCUCGUGGGCCCAAAAGCGCCAACAUGCUGCCUUCUUUCCAGGGGAUCAAAUGAUAUUCCUGAUUUUGAAUAUAGUCGAAGUAAUUGGGCUUGUGAUGACCUUCAAGCCAUUCCUAACAGUUCCAAAACAACACGAAUCGAAGUAGCUGUUGGAACCCCCAAGCAGUGGAAGAAUGGUGGAUGUUGAAAAUUACAAGCAUGCUUUAGCUUGAAAACUGUGUACAAGUCCCAUACAUUCCUCAACCCAAGCCCCUACUAUUAUGCAGUGAUUAUUACUUGUACAGGAUUAAAAUAAGGAAGAGCCUUCGUAUGAUAAACUCAAUAUACGUCUUUUACUACCCUGGACUGUGAAAUACGUUGUGUAAACUUUUCCCAAUACAGAGGACUACUCAGUUUUCGUACAA